CUAAUUUUUAAUUUUUAUUACAUUUAACAUUGUUAAUGUUAAUAAAUAUAGAUAAAAGUAUUACUACUGGUAUUUAGGAAUCUAACUGCCCGCAAAAUAUCUGACUGCUGCCCGUAGUCAGCCUGUUGUUAGACCCUUCCCUGACACGGUCAGCUGCCCGCUGAAGCACCCUUCCCUCAUCUCGGGCAGCUCCAAACUCCAACACUUCUCACUUCCCCCCUUCUUCCCCUGCAUAAAUAUGUGAACGCUUUACACAAUUUCCUAGCCACCACCAACCACUCACCACCGCCGUAGACGGUGGUGCAUGACUGAAGGUGGAGGAGCUCCGUCUCCGGCGUCCUUCAACAAUCACAACCCACUUCAUUUUUCAUGUAAAAAAUACAGAAUUUUUAUUAUAGCUGAAAAAAAGAUGGGUCAGGGACUGAGUUGCAGAGUUAAUGAUGAACAUGGAUUGUUCAGUGCAGUCCAAUUCGGGGAUUUGGAAACCGUGGAGGCUGUUUUGGCUAAAGAGCCAAGUCUUAUUCAUCGCACUGUGCACGAUCGGUACUCUGUUUUGCAUGUAGCAGCUGCCAAUGGCCAGAUCGAGGUUUUGUCAUUGCUUCUCAGCCGAUCUGUUAAUCCAGAUUUACAGAAUCGCCAUAAACAAACACCUCUGAUGUUGGCUGCCAUGCAUGGAAAGAUCUCCUGUGUGCAAAAGCUAAUUGAAGCUGGGGCUAAUAUUUUGAUGUUUGAUUCAGUUAAUGGAAGAACGUGUUUACAUUAUGCUGCCUAUUAUGGCCACUCUGAUUGUCUGAAAGCGAUUCUUACUGCCGCCAGAACAUCGCAUGUUGCAGUUUCUUGGGGAUAUGCUCGCUUUGUCAAUAUCAGAGAUGGGAAAGGGGCAACACCAUUGCACUUGGCAGCCAGGCAAAGACGGCCUGAAUGCGUUCACGAGUUAUUGGAUAAUGGAGCUCUAGUUUGUGCUUCAACUGGUGGAUAUGGGUUUCCAGGUAGCACUCCACUUCAUUUGGCUGCAAGAGGAGGUUCUAUUGAUUGUAUCCGUGAACUUUUGGCCUGGGGUGCUGAUAGACUUAAUAGAGAUGCAUCUGGGAGGAUACCAUAUACUGUUGCUUUGAGGCACAACCAUGGUGCUUGUGCAGCAUUGCUGAAUCCUUCGUCGGCUGAACCUAUCGUCUGGCCAUCACCUCUGAAGUUCAUUAGUGAACUUAAUCAGGAGGCCAAGGUAUUAUUAGAAGGUGCAUUAAUGCAGGCAAACAAGGAAAGAGAAAAGAGCAUCUUAAAAGGUUUCUCCGUAGCUUCUCCAUCACAUUCGGAUGCUGGAAUGGAUGACAGUGUAUCUGAGGUACGCGUGGUCAUUCUUCUUAUUUAUAUUUCUUCUAAUAAGAGUGUUCUUGUCUCGUAAUUCUAGUUCAGUUUCAGCUCAGUUACCAUUUCUUUGAAGAAUAUUGAUGUUCGUGUGAUCUUUAAGACCUCUCAUUGUAAGCUCUUUGGUUCAAAUUUUUUAACAUAGAUGGAAUGGAUUUUGUCUUGGAUGAAUGUUCCAAAAUUCUUAGCAAACCAAACAAAGCGUAGUUCGUGUUAUCACGUCUUUAGAUUUGGGAUCACUGGCUUUAUGCACUAAUUUGCAUUGAACUCUCACAAUUAAAGUUAUGUAACCAUGUAAGUUUGUUGAUGUCAUGUUAUAUCGGCUGUCUUUGCUUGACUAAGAUGCGAAUGAAUGGUUAAAUCUCGAGGUAAUCUUUGUUUUAUGCAGACUAGUGAUGCAGAGCUGUGUGGCAUAUGCUUUGAUCAAGUUUGCACAAUUGAGGUCCAACCUUGUACUCAUCAGAUGUGUGCUCAAUGUACGCUUGCCUUGUGCUGCCAUAACAAGCCUAAUCCAAUGACUGGAACUCCCACUGUACCAGUCUGCCCUUUUUGCCGCAGCAGCAUUAUCCAGUUGAUUGUUCCAAAGGUUGAACACCCCGAAAAGAACAGCAUAGAGAUGGACUUCGUCCACUCACCAAAGUCAAGAAAGUCAUUUAGGAGAUCUUGGAACAGCCUGAGCGAAGGCGGCACUGGCAGUAGCAGUUUCAAGGGCUUAUCUGCCGUAGGAGGUUCACUUAGCAAGAUUGUCGGCCGAGGUUCAGGACGAAUAGCGAUUGAUAAUGAAUGGAUUGAUAAGCCAUUAGGUGUUGAUGCAUGAGAGCCAAAAAAAAAAAAAGGUAUAAACUUGUGGCAAUCAAGCAUUCCCCCGCGGCCGGGCGGGUGGACAGACGGGUCCCACUCGAGUUCAUGUUGUGGUAUAUGCACAUAGCUCUCUCUCCCUGUGCUGCAUGCUGCUGUGCUGUGUAGAUGAUUUGGGAAAUAAGCAAAGCAAAAGUUGGUUUUGCAGGUUUGGGUUGGUGAAAUAUGUAUUGUUCUGUGGGUCAACAUUGUUGUUGUAAUGUUUGGUUUGAAGUUUCAACUUCAGCUUGAAGAAGGUUUAUUGGUUGCUUUGAAGAGCCUGUCAGUUAGUUGCCUGAAUAGAAGCAAUUCUUUGUAUUUCUAGUGCAGAAAUAUUCAAUAUAUUCUUCCACAUUCUUCAGCGUCUGCUACCUAGAAUUAGUAAACAUGUACUAUACAAAAACCGAAGGAAAGAGUCCAACAAAGUGAGCAGAAAUUAAUGUUAGAUCCUACAUCACAGUCUUGUCUCCUCGUCUCUUUUCAUUAUUUUUUCGAAGUGUGAAGGUAGAAAAUGUUUCUUCCUGCGUUGAAAAUUAUUUGUAACCAACAUUUGAAGUUAAGGGAAAAAAAAAAAGAAAAGAAAAAAGAAGGGGAUGUCCUUGUUCUGGUUGGUCAUGUGAUCUUGUCUAUCAAAGGGAUAAAUGCAUAUGUGAAUGAAAGAGGAAAAAUUUGGUAUCAUCCUCAUUCAUUUGGUACUACUGCCACAAGUAAGCAUCACAGUACAAUUAUAGAAAUUGGUAGCAUUAUUAGGUCAUAUUCUGAAAAACAAGUGAGAUAAGGUCACCCAACAUGGGGCCCUUUUACACCCGAUUUUGCUAUAUGAUACUGCCAUAUCCACACAGAGACCUGUAUAAAAUUUUGAUGGAUUCAUCAUUGUAGGUUAUGUUCAAUGCAGCUUACCUUGGCCCCUCAAAUGAAUUACAUUUAAGUUCAUCUGAAACUGUUUCUGAAAUUUUUCAUUGAAGUUUGAAAUCUUUGAAUGUAGUGUGUAAUUAGAUCAUGUAGCAUUACUCCGUAUCCAAAUAAUAGUUUUUCUUGUUAUAGUAAUUUAUUCAAUAAG
Oldenlandia corymbosa var. corymbosa is the source of this 3262-nucleotide messenger RNA. Lineage: Eukaryota; Viridiplantae; Streptophyta; Magnoliopsida; Gentianales; Rubiaceae. The record is from the annotation of a GenBank genome assembly.